Messenger RNA from Cladophialophora yegresii CBS 114405, 1245 nucleotides. RefSeq lists its product as uncharacterized. Gene Ontology annotation, cellular component: cytoplasm. Gene Ontology annotation, molecular function: ubiquitin protein ligase activity. The record is from RefSeq and is a predicted model, not a curated record. Gene Ontology annotation, biological process: ubiquitin-dependent protein catabolic process. Bases 1 to 1245 code for a protein of 414 amino acids. Lineage: Eukaryota; Fungi; Ascomycota; Eurotiomycetes; Chaetothyriales; Herpotrichiellaceae. The transcript is spliced from 2 exons.
AUGGCGACUUCAACAGCGACCGUCGCAACCGCGACUCCUACGGCAAGCAGCUCCAACAAUGGAGGUUCAGGACCGAGUUCGCCACUACUCUUCUUCGUGGCGCUGGGAUUUGGUGUGGUCUUCACUAACUUAUGGAUCAUUGUUGGCGUGAAAUACUGCUUCAGAUAUAACCAACGUAAUCGAGCCCGCAUGAAUGGCGAAGACCCCGAUGCCGUGGAUCUCACAGCCAUGCCUCGACAGCAUCGACGCAGACGGGAAAAGAAGCUGAUGACGAUUGAAGAGGUCAAUGAAAAGUUUCCGCUGAUCAAGUACAAGGCGUGGCGCUCCAACCGGGCCGACGAAGGGCUUCCUACCGCAGGAGGAAUCAAUACAUCAUCAAGACCGGCCAGUGUGCACAAUGUCCAACGGGAUUCCAAGGACGCGAAAGAAAUGGAGGCUCGAGAGCUGGCUCCCAUGCCGCCAAACACGACGGACGAAGAAAGGUCGGCUGGGCAUGGGGCUCCAGAAGUUGUGGGCGGAGAGAAGAGUAGCUCAGACGACCCGCCAGCGACACCCGUUCGACCCAAAUCCGCUCAGUCUACCGUCGCGCCCGAGACUCCUUUACAAAAAGUCGCCACUGAAGACGAGGACGAGGAAGAAGAAGAGCGUAUCCAGACCGCCAUACCUGCGGCACAACUCCCAGAUCCUGGAGAUGCUUGCGCGAUAUGUAUCGACACCAUUGAUGACGACGAUGAUAUCCGCGGACUGACCUGUGGCCACGCCUUCCAUGCCUCUUGUGUUGAUCCAUGGUUGACCUCGCGGCGGGCUUGUUGUCCUCUGUGCAAGGCCGAUUAUUACGUCCCUAAACCCCGACCCGAAGGGGUCGAAAUGAACACGGCGAACAUUCAGCCCCCUCCCACGGCAUUCUCAAUAAUUGGCAGUGGUCGACCAGGCCGGAGGCCAGCAAUGAUCAUCCCAGGCAGGUUUAUGAGCAUUGUCUACCAUGAUCGCGACCGCCACGGAUUCCCACUGGUGGUGCGUGCAGAACGACGAGGUCAACCGGACCAAGAACAAGCCCGCCGGCACCGUGGCGAAAGAUUACCCAGCUCCCACGCGGCUACAAACCAAGACGGAGCGGAAAUCCCACAAUCGUCGUGGAGAUCGAGGUUCGGACUGAGAAUCUCCGGGCGUAGUCGACAGGCAGAGCCACCACAGCCGACGCCGGCAGCCCAACCCACACCUUCACAGCUAGAAGCUGGAAGAUGA